AUGGCAGCUAAACGCCCCAACUUCCUCGUCAUAGUCGCCGAUGACCUAGGUUUCUCUGAUGUAGGUUGCUUCGGCGGAGAAAUCCGCACCCCCAACAUCGACCAGAUCGCCAAGGAGGGACUCCGAUUUACCGAUUUCCAUGCAGCAGCAGCAUGCUCUCCCACACGCGCCAUGAUCAUGACAGGCACAGACCACCACAUCGCCGGUCUGGGCAACCUAAUCGAAUGGACCAACAUCUCCGGCCAGAACGGACCCAAAGGAUCAGCCAUGAGCACCGCGCCGCAGCGCGGCAUGCCCGGGUACGAGGGCUACCUCAACGAGCGGGUCGUGGCACUCCCCGAGAUCCUACGCGAUGGGGGAUACCACACAGUAAUGUCUGGCAAGUGGCACUUAGGUCUGACACCAGAGCGAUCACCACACAAGCGAGGGUUUGAGCGGUCAUUCGCGCACUUACCCGCCUGCUCAAACCACUAUGCCUACGAGCCAGAGCUAAAAGACCAAGACAAGCUCCCGACUUUCAUCGAGGCGAGCUACAUCGCCCUGCACAUGGAGGAUGGUGAGUACGUGCGCCGUCUCCCAGAGGACUGGUACUCUUCCGACGGGUACGGCAAUAAGAUGGUGGAGUAUCUGAAAGAAUGGAAAACGAGCGGCGGCAGCGAAGGCCCCGACGGAAAGGGAGACCAUCCGUUCUUCGCAUACCUCCCCUUCACGGCGCCGCAUUGGCCGCUGCAAGCUCCGCGCGAGUACAUAGACCACUACCGCGGUGUGUACGACGAAGGGCCCGACGUACUCCGCGAAAAACGGCUACAGCAUCUGAAGGAUCUGGGGAUGGUGCGGGACGAUGUCGAGCCGCACCCCGUCCAAGCGGAGGAAGUCAAGGAGUGGGAGGAGUACAGCGCGGAGGAGAAGAAGAAGUCCGCUGUUGCGAUGGAAGUCUUCGCGGGGAUGGUCGAGUGCAUAGAUUCGAAUGUCGGGAAGGUAGUUGAGUACCUUCGGUCGAUCGACGAGCUGGAUAACACAUUCGUGUGCUUCAUGUCGGAUAACGGAGCCGAAGGCGCUGCCUACGAGGCGUACCCGAUGGUCAAGAACGGGGUCAUGCCGCAUCUGCAGAAAUACUACGAUAACAGCUUGGAGAACCUCGGGAACGGGAACUCGUUUAUCUGGUACGGUCCGCGCUGGGCGCAGGCUGCUACUGCGCCGUCGCGUCUGUAUAAGGCGUAUACCACCGAGGGCGGCGUGCGUGUCCCAUUCACCUGUCGCUUCCCUGCGAACUUCAAUAUUAACCCUGCAGAUGUUGCGGCUGGCAAGGGCGGGAUCACAGAUCAGUUCGCUACCGUUAUGGACCUGGCCCCAUCAAUCCUGGAUAUGGCGGGGAUCAAGCAUCCGGCGCCGAUGUAUCAGGGUCGCGAGGUCGUCGAGAUGCGCGGACGGAGCUUCCACCCCUGGGCGGUGGGUCGGGCGGAGCGGAUCCACCCGAUUGAGUUUAUUCAGGGCUGGGAGACGUGUGGACGGGCUGCGCUGCGUUGUGCGGAUUGGAAGAUCGUUUUUAUUCCCAAGCCCAAGGGACCGGAGAAGUGGCAGUUGUAUAAUCUCGUGCAAGAUCCUGGAGAGAUUCACGAUCUGGCAGAUGUCGAGCCGGAGAAGUUGAAGCAGUUGCUUAAGCUCUGGGAUCAGUAUGUGCUUGAGACGGGUGUUGUACCGCUCUGUCCUGAUCUCGGGGAGUUUUUGGAGGCGACUGAGGCACAGAUGCCUGAGAAUGCGUGGAUGGAGUUCGAUUAUUGGAAAGAUGGUGCUAGAGAUCAGCCGGAGAAGUUUACACGUCAGCCGCCGAGGUUUCAGCGGACUGUGAAGCCUUUCUGA
Molecule: messenger RNA, 1860 nt
Organism: Penicillium samsonianum
Lineage: Eukaryota; Fungi; Ascomycota; Eurotiomycetes; Eurotiales; Aspergillaceae
Product: arylsulfatase
Exons: 2
Coding region: 1-1860 (619 amino acids)
Molecular function (GO): arylsulfatase activity
Source: RefSeq, a predicted model, not a curated record